AUGUCGUUGAAGGACGUGUACCAGAGGUUUCUGAGUGACCCCAGGUCGGCUCCUCUGGCCCCUGACGUCUCGCUGAUCUAUAUCACCUCCACUACCGAAUUCAACGGCGCCGAAGCCGUGCUCAAACACCUCACCAAGCAGCAACACAUUAUCAAGACCAAUUCGCAAACCGUCAUCGAUGCCGUUCAAGGCUCCAAUGCUCUGUCGCUCGAUAUCGAGACUGCUCUUCAGUUUGUCUCUGGAGGCGGAGCGUACCUCCCUAACCUAGACGAGACUUUCCUGCUGGAUCGCGUCGCGAAGUUCCCCACGAUCCAUAUCGUUCGCUUCAAUUCCCAGAAUCAAAUCCAGAGCGUCAGAGUCUACUGGGACCAGGCUUCUCUUCUGAAACAGGUUGAGGUCAUUGGAAACCGCUCUCGCAACUGGCCGGUUCGCGAUGCGGAUAAGCAAACUCGCCUGAUUAGACUGGCAUCAAACUCCGCCCCAGCAGACAACGGCGCACCCCAAGUUAAACCCUCGUCCACCGCCAACAAGGACGAUGUUCCCCAAGCGCCUCCAUCCCCAGGCAAGAAACACAUCAAGGAUCCGUACGCGGCCGACUCGCUAUUCGACCUGAUCUCUCCCAGCAAAGAUGGUGCUGAGCCUGUUCGCCUGCCUCGUGCUCCCGCCUCUGCAAAGCCUCCGCCUCGUGAAUACAAUGAGCUCUUCGUUGGGGAUGAAGAAAAUGACGCGCCUGACGCGACCCCCUCGCGCUCCCGUACGGUCGCCCCCAAGGCUGGCGCAGGGAAGAACUACCGUCCGUCUCGUAUCUUUGAUGCCGAUGAAGUUGAGGAUUUGAAGGAGGCCACCCCCGUCGCUCCCAAGGCCGGCGCGGGUAAGAACUACCGCCCAUCUCGCAUCUUCGAUGACGAUGAGACGGCCGCCCACGAAACCCAUGAACAGAUUGCCUAUCGCGCGAACACGAAACGGUUUGACCACUUUGAAUUAGGUGGCGACAACAGCAGUCGUGAGAUCAAGCCCACCGCCUCGCGUCCGGGCUCUCGCCAUGUCAAUCACUGGGACUUCCAAGAUUUCGAGACUCCCGAAAAGCCCCGGCGUAAGCCACGCGGUCAAGAAGUUCGUCAUUUCGGCUGGAGCGACGACGAGCCCGACCAGGACUCACCACCAGCCAGGCCUCGUGUCGUGCAACCUAGACGGGACGCUGAAACACACUUCCAGUUGACGGACGCCGACGAAGAGCAGAAUGGAGCGCGCAUCAUCCGGUCUUACCAAAACAAGGGACUUGGUCUCUACAAAGACACCUUGUACGCCGAGGCAGAUGAAGGAGAUGCAGAGGAAAGCGCAAGACCCAACAGUGCCGAGGAACGCCCUCUGUCAGUUGUCCAUAAUGGCCCCAACCGCCAGAAAGACUUUGCAAGUCACUGGGACGUCACAGACGAAGAGCAGCCUACCAACGGCGAUGUCAACCACGAGAAUAAGAAGCCACUCGCCACGACAGACCGACUGAAGGCAGUCAAGAUGCUGGAGUCCUCGUGGGACACUUACGAUGAGGCCUCAAAGCAUUGCAAGGCCACUCCCCCUCCACACCGCCGGGCCUUGCGUAAUGUCAACCAAAGAAGUUGGGAAUUCGAUCAGGAAUAA
Aspergillus calidoustus is the source of this 1638-nucleotide messenger RNA. NCBI's taxonomy places the organism in Eukaryota, Fungi, Ascomycota, Eurotiomycetes, Eurotiales, Aspergillaceae. The record is from the annotation of a GenBank genome assembly.